Molecule: messenger RNA, 858 nt
Organism: Lotus japonicus
Lineage: Eukaryota; Viridiplantae; Streptophyta; Magnoliopsida; Fabales; Fabaceae
Exons: 6
Coding region: 1-858 (285 amino acids)
Source: RefSeq, a predicted model, not a curated record
AUGGAGUUUGUUUACCACAAUGUUGAUGAGCUGCGUUCUGGGAAGCAACAUUGGAGGAUUCUGGUUAAGGUGGUUCGAAUUUGGUACAGUCAAGGGUUUUCCACUUCGAAGCUUCCCCUUUCUCUUGAGUUGGUGCUGAUGGAUGACAAGGGUUCCAAGAUCCAUGCGAUUAUUAAGAAGACGUUGAUGUACAAGUUUGAGAAGUUACUGGUUGAGGGCAAUGUCUACAAUGUCAUUGGCAUUUUGACAGGUGUCGGAGUCGAGAGGGAGAUUGUAACUAAUGGAAAGAAAUCAAAGAUGAAUGUCAUUGAGAUUGAGGCUGCAGGGCUGAGGGUUGAGUGUGCCCUGUUUGGCGCUUAUGUUGAUGAAUUGGCUAAUUUUCUUGGAAAUGGUGAACUCAACAACCCAGUGGUCAUUAUCCAGUUUGCCAAAGUGAAAUCGUUCCAGGGGAACAACAGUCUGCAGAAUGUACAUGGUGCUACCAAAAUAUUGUUUGACCCUGAUGUUCCUAUGGCAAAAGUCUUGAAAUCAAAUUACUUAGAAGCUAAUGCGAGUGCAUCCCAUUCCCUAAGCCAGUUGUCUGAUUCCAAAACCGUAUCUGGGGAAGAGGAUUUUUUGGUUUUGACUAGCAGCAAGUCCAUUGCUGAACUGGUUAAUAUUAAGAAGGACUGUGUUUGUGUUGUCUACGGAACCAUACUCCCUAUGGAAGAAGGUGUGGACUGGUGGUAUACUGCCUGUAGAUGCAGUCGUAAAGUGUAUGCUAACGAAAAGAUGUUUUUCUGCGAGGGAUGUAAUCGCCAUGUUAUGGCUGUUUACCCAAGGUGGGUUUGCUUAAGUUGUAAUCCUAUUAUUGUUUAG